Molecule: messenger RNA, 3758 nt
Organism: Owenia fusiformis
Lineage: Eukaryota; Metazoa; Annelida; Polychaeta; Sabellida; Oweniidae
Source: the annotation of a GenBank genome assembly
UUUCAGGUUCAGAGAGAAGUAGUAGAAAAGCAUGUGAGAUGACAAAACAAACAUUAUCGAGUGAAAACAGCAAUAAAGGAACAUUGAUCUCAUCAUGGAGUACACACUAAUAAUUUAUACAGUUUUAGGAUUGCUUAUAACAGUGAAUUUAGGACAGGGAAGUACGUGUGAUACAGAUUUAAAAGAUGUUGGUUCGAAGGCAAUUUUUUCACAAAUUGUUGUGGAAUCAAAAAUUCUCAAAAAGGUGCUUUCCGAUGCUAGUGAAGGAUCUCUUGCUAAAUAUACAGCUGUAGUGUCAUUAAAAAAGUUUUAUAAGGGUAGCAUUAAAAACACUAAAGGAAAAAAGCCAAAGUCUAUCAAAUUAAAUGAAUUCAUAUCUAAAGAUUCAGAGGACUGUCUCGCAGAAAUCGAUUCUACAAAGACAUAUAUUCUGUUUCUAAACUCCACUGACAAGCAGCAGCAUUUUAUAACUUCAUCAAAACCAGUAACGUCAGACAAGAAAACGUUAAAACUUAUCCGAGGCAUUUUGAAGAAAAAACCCAGCCCGCCAAAAGUGACGCAACUUAAACCGGCAACAUUUGAAGCUGGUAAGCGUUUACAAUUAAAGUGCAAGAUAAGAGGAAACCCUCCCCCUACAGUAAUCUGGACUAAAGAUGGCGUUACUAUCAAGAAAAAGAAAGGAGUGUCCAUCAAAACAAACAAGAAGGGAUCUAGGCUUCGUAUCAGGAAGGCAAAGGAGAGUGAUGCUGGAGACUACGGGUGCACGGCAACCAAUGUCCUUGGCCAGUUCACUCAAUCAGCAGAAAUUAUGGUGACUCCGAAACCAGGAACCGCUACAAAAGCCCCUACCAAACCUUGGAACUCAGGAAAACUCACAACUGCCGCAACUGUCUCACCGACUACAUCCUCGCGACAUUAUGAGGAAUGCGAAGGAGAAAUGCGAAAUUACUGUCUUAAUAAUGGAACAUGCGGAUACCUGCCUAAACUUAAAAGAGAAUUUUGCAUGUGUCCGCUCAAUUAUACAGGAAAGCGGUGCGAUGUGUUUUCACCUCCAAUCCCAUCCAUUGGGCCUAUUAUGCCGCCAGGGAAGGAGGCCGCCGAAAAAGAUCGUGUGAUCACAAUCAGUGCAAUUAUCGUGGGGGCAGUAGUGAUUAUUGGACUUUGCGUCCUAGCAUACUUUCUCGCUCGGCGGCGUAAGAAGCAAUAUUAUCAACGGAAGCAGGUUGAGGCGGCAACCAAGAAACGGGAAAAUGAGAACAACUUCACAAACGCCUCUUACAGACCCAUAGUUCCUCAAGUAAAUGACGUAAUUGUGAGAUCACAGCCGAAACCCGUCACACUAUCAAUUAUGACGCAAACUGAGCCGGAGAUGUUUGGGAAUCAUUCAAACCAUCUAGCGGAGUCAGACUCCCAAUUCUAUCAGACUCCGCCACCUCUAGGCCAGCAACGACGUCAGUUCACCCCACCAGGGGAUGUCCCUAAGGAAAAUGAGCGUCCCCGGGGUGCAGCAAGUGUUAUGAAACGUCCCCGCCUACCUGCAAUAUCUAGCCCGACAUCUAACAACAACAAAUAUAUAGUCCCCGUUGCUGUGGAGUCGGACCAGGAGGGCUCAAAACGUAACUCUCCCUCCCAAUUAUCUAGAACUGAAUCCAGCCAGGGUGAUCCCCACCCCCAUAAAGUGGCACCUGCCCCCCAAUCUGUAAAUAUAAACAUAGAUGAUGACGAACCUGUGCAUAGUGACUAUGAAAAUAAUAUGCCCAGUGAUACUGACCCAGAGCCUGAGUUAACUAGGCUUGAAUCUUCAAACGAGGAGGGGAUAAAGAAAGGAGGAGCGGAGAGCUCCACUGAAGAUUCAAGUGAUACAGACAGCAGUGAUAGUGAAACGGGUGUGGAAUCCCAGCUCCUCCCUCACAACCACCAGGGGAUUUCUCUACAGAACCCCCACACGGAAGACCCUCACUCUAACCCUCACUCUCACGCCACCUCCAAUAACCUGUCUUGGGAGCAUGUCCCAAGUAGUUUUUUCACGGACCAUGAGCAAUACACUGCCAACCCAUAUGCAAGAGAAACUGAUAUUAUAGAUAAUAGAUACACUGAGUUACCCACUCAGCCAAACCAUAGACAGACCAAUAAUGUGCGAGAUUAUCAUUACUAGUGGUGACCUAAGCACACUAAUAGUGACUUGAGUUGCACUAAUAGUGAAUUUAGUAACACUAAUGGUGACGUAAGAUUGCUAAUAGGGACCUUAAUGAAAAGAUGGCACCACUGGUGACUAGGCAACACUUAUUGUGACAAAAUAUGUAUAGUUGGCGCUAAUGGGGUUUACAUGUCACUUACAGUUGCUAGGUGAUUUCCCAACAAAAUGGUGGUUAUAACUUGUAUUCAAAUCGAAAAUGCCUUUUCUGGCUUUUUGUACAGUUUGCAUUUUUAUACAGCUUACUAAAUAAUUGUGAGACACAUAUAAUUAUGGAACAAGUAUAAUAGCAAGACACAUAUAAUAGUAGAUAUUGUUGUUUUUCCUUUAAUAUUUUAGCCACCAUGUUGUUCUUGAGGGUCUCAUGCGUUGACCCCAUAACUAUUAUUUAAAUGUAUAGGAUAUGUUCAAUUAUACUAAGAUUAUAUCUUUGAGUUAUAUAUAUUUAUUAUUUAUACUUUAUAAUCAACAUAGAUACUGAAUAAAGGAGGAAUGAUAUUAUUGAACAAUGAAAUACAUUAUUUCGGCUUUUGAAAAGCUAUGUAUCGGUUUGAGCUUCAGAAUUUUAUUUUGUCUCUGAAAUUCUCCAAAGCCAACGAUAUAAUAAAUCUGAGUACCUUACUGUAUGUAUAAUUUAUUAAGUUCACUUAUUUGUAAGACUUCCGUCACAAUUUGUUUUUCAGUUUUAUUUAUUGAUCAUCGCCCUGUAUAUGAUAUUAGGUGGUAAUAGGUGUAGAAACUUACAAAUGAAAAUGAUUUUUGCCUGAAAUUGUCAAACUUUUCUUGAAAGAUUUUGUGAAAUCUCAGUGUUUAUAAUGUGAAAUCUAAGUGUUUAUAAGUAAUUAUCAUCUCAGGAGAUGGUCACAAUGAAUAUGAUGUCACAAUAUGAUGUCACAAUGAAUAUAAUGUCACAAUGAAUAUGCUGUCACAAUGUGAUAUCAGUAUGUUAAGUAUCAAAUUAAAGAAUUAUGUUGCAUGUUUAACAAGAUUGUAGAUAUUUUAGUGCUUUAUAUUUAAUGCCAUAUAGAAUACAUGUAUAUUAGAUAUAAUAUAAAAUUAAGUAAAUUAGAUAUAAUAAAUAAAUAAUCCAUUUUAUUGUAGAUUUUUACUUGUGUAAUAAUAACUCAUGCGCUUUAUUUGAAUAUAAUGAGCCAAAUAAUUGAUCUUCUCUGAAUGAAUGUUAAUAACCCGGAAUUUAGUAUCGCAUACUUUAAGGUGGUAAUGUCAUGCUAUAUUCCAAAGCUAUCAUGUGCUUAGACCAACCUUCUUCCAUCAUAGUGAACAAGGCCAUGAUAUAAAUAUGAUAUCCUUAGACUUAUCAAAUAUUUCCUGACCCCUUCGGUGAAAUAAAGAAUUUAAGGUUUAUCGGCUAUGAUGUCAUACUUUGAAGAUAGCAACGUUUGUCAACAAAAUUGUGGGAUUUAUUUUUGAAUUAGCACUAAAUUAAUCAUAUUUUUGAAAUGAAAUUAUAAAAUGACAUUGUCGCAAAAGCGUCGCAAAAUAUUCCAUGAUUUACUGAAUUGGUUCCUGAAAAUUUGUUUUUCAAUUAAUUCUUGACUGUUAA